Messenger RNA from Colletotrichum navitas, 1421 nucleotides. RefSeq lists its product as uncharacterized. Bases 117 to 1421 code for a protein of 434 amino acids. The record is from RefSeq and is a predicted model, not a curated record. Lineage: Eukaryota; Fungi; Ascomycota; Sordariomycetes; Glomerellales; Glomerellaceae. The transcript is spliced from 3 exons. Gene Ontology annotation, molecular function: nucleotide binding.
GGUCGGUUCCUCGCUCCAAGCACGACUAUAAAGAAGCCCGCCUUUGAAAACCACUGAUUAUUGGAAUGUCCGAGUCUGGGUAGAAGCUUAACCUUGUCUCGUAGACCCAGAACACAAUGGCCUCAAUCCUCGGUGGCCUUCGUCAUUUUCGUACAAUCUUCAACCCGCCGGCUGCAGAAAAGUCAGAGGAUGCCCUCAAAUUCGGCAUUCUCGGUGCUGCUAAUAUUGCGCCCCUUGCAUUGAUUCUUCCCGCCAAGACCCAUCCGGAUGUGGUCAUCUACGCCGUGGCUGCACGUGACAAAAAUAGAGCUACUGAUUAUGCACUCAAAUACAACAUCCCUAAUGUGAUGGAUGAUUACCAAGCCGUACUCGAUGAUGCCAACGUCGACGCUGUGUACAUUCCUCUACCUAAUGGCUUACAUCUGGAAUGGGCGAUGAAAGCAUUAGCUCAGGGGAAACACGUGCUUCUCGAAAAGCCGUCGACAUCCAAUACAGCAGAAGCUGAGAUGCUUUUUCGUUCGCCCAUCUUGGCAAAGCAAAAACCUGCUGCGCCGAUCAUACUAGAAGCAUUUCACUAUCGAUUCUCACCUGCGUGGAAUUGCUUCAUGUCACACAUCAACCAGCCACGCGUUGUCAGCGUACAUGCCACUGCCGUCGUCCCUGGACGACUCAUCCCACAUACCGACAUUCGCUUCAACUACAGCCUUGCAGGAGGGGCUUUAAUGGACAUCGGCACCUAUUGUGUAGCUGCUGUCCGAGAGAUCUAUGGUACCGAGCCUCAGACGUGCCUCGAAAGCACGAUGAAUUCAAUGCCGACACCUUAUGAACGCUGCGAUGGUUCAUUCAAGGUUGCCUUCAGAUUUCCCAAUAAUGAAACCACUGGCGUCGAUGAACCAGUCCGUGUCGGUUUAGUUGAAGGUAGUCUGCAGGCCCCUCUGAUCGAUUUCCGGUUGCCCCGGAUCGAAGUUCUCCAUAGUCCAGUGACAACGGAGACCCUAUUGUCCACAAACUCUAAAGUUUUGACAACUGCAAGGCGAAAGGUAACUUUCUACAACUUUAUGUUUCCCCAUUUCUACCACAGGAUCGACAUUGAGGACGAUGUAACGGUGGAAAGAGUUUGCACAGGAGAGUCCGAAGACAGGCAGCUCAUCAGCAAAUCGACAGUAAAACAACAGAAAAAAGCGUACACGUUCCAGGACAUGGGUAUGGACGCAGGCGGCGAAGAGUAUUGGCUGACGUAUCGUUGGAUGUUGGGGCAAUUUGUAGACCGAAUUCGUGGCAGAAACCCGGCAGGGCCUAGCAUCUGGUAUGAGCCCGAGGAGAGUAUCGCUCAGAUGAAGGCCCUAGACAUGGCGUAUGAAAAGGCCGGGCUUGGCGCAAGACCUAGUGGAGAAUACAUAACUAAGUCUGAUAGAGAUUAA